AUGUCAAAAUAUUUUUCAAGUAUUAAAGAAUUACCUCCAGAUCCAUUAUUUGGGUUGAAAGCUAGAUACACGGCCGAUGACCGUUCAGAUAAAGUAGAUUUGGGAAUCGGUGCUUAUAGAGAUAAUAACGGGAAGCCAUGGAUAUUACCAGCGGUUAGAAAGGCAGAAGUGAAGUUGGUUAACUCGGAAGAAUACAACCACGAGUAUUUAUCGAUUUCGGGGUAUCAGCCAUUUUUGACCGAGAGUGCUAAAGUUAUUUUGGGAAACAACUCAGCUGCCAUCAAGGAAUCAAGAGUGACCAGUCAACAAUCGUUGUCUGGUACCGGGGCUUUGCACUUGGCUGGAGCCUUUUUGAAGGAAUUUUUCACCACUGAAUCGAAGAAAGCUCCAACGGUGUACUUAUCGAAUCCUACGUGGGCCAACCAUAACCAAAUUUUCACUAGUUUGGGUUUGCAGGUAGAGAAGUAUCCAUACUGGGACAAUGAUACCAAAUCAUUGAACUUGAAGGGGUUCUUGUCGACUAUUCAAGAAGCACCUAAGAACUCGAUUUUUGUGUUGCAUGCGUGUGCCCAUAAUCCUACUGGACUCGAUGCCACCAAGGAGCAAUGGGAGGAAAUUCUCGAAGCAUUGGCCAAGAAUGAACACUUAGCAUUAUACGACUCUGCCUACCAAGGGUUCGCUAGUGGUAACUUGGAUAACGAUGGGUUUGCUGUAAGAUUGGCUGUCGACUCGAAGAAGUUGAAAACCCCAAUUGUUAUCUGUCAAUCUUUUGCAAAGAAUUGUGGUAUGUACGGUGAAAGAGUUGGUGCAAUUCACGUCAUCCCAGCCGAGAAUGAUAAGUCGUUGAACAACGCUAUAAAGUCGCAAUUGAACAAGCUCACCAGGUCGGAAAUUUCUAAUCCCCCAGCGUACGGAGCCAAGGUUGUUGCAACCAUUUUGACCGACUCAGAAUUGAGACAGCAAUGGGAAGACGACUUGGUCACCAUGAGUUCGAGAAUCAACAAAAUGAGAACCAGGUUGAGAGAUUUGUUGACAAACCAAUACAGCACUCCUGGCAACUGGGAUCACAUUGUCUCCCAAUCAGGUAUGUUCUCGUUCACAGGAUUGACCCCAGAUAUGGUGUCCAGAUUGGAAAAGAACCACGGAAUCUACUUGGUUAGCUCCGGUAGAGCCUCCGUUGCUGGUUUGAAUGAUGGCAACGUCGAACAGGUCGCUAAGGCUAUCGACGAAGUUGUUCGUUUCUACUCCAAGUCCAAGUUAUAA
Molecule: messenger RNA, 1263 nt
Organism: Debaryomyces hansenii CBS767
Lineage: Eukaryota; Fungi; Ascomycota; Pichiomycetes; Serinales; Debaryomycetaceae
Gene: AAT21
Product: aspartate transaminase
Exons: 1
Coding region: 1-1263 (420 amino acids)
Biological process (GO): L-aspartate biosynthetic process
Cellular component (GO): cytosol
Molecular function (GO): pyridoxal phosphate binding; L-aspartate:2-oxoglutarate transaminase activity
Source: RefSeq, a predicted model, not a curated record